This is a messenger RNA of Naegleria gruberi, 741 nucleotides long. RefSeq lists its product as uncharacterized. The transcript has a single exon. The record is from RefSeq and is a predicted model, not a curated record. NCBI's taxonomy places the organism in Eukaryota, Heterolobosea, Eutetramitea, Acrasida, Naegleriidae. The coding region runs from base 1 to 741 and encodes 246 amino acids. Gene Ontology annotation, cellular component: cytoplasm; nucleus. Gene Ontology annotation, biological process: ubiquitin recycling; proteasome-mediated ubiquitin-dependent protein catabolic process. Gene Ontology annotation, molecular function: ubiquitin binding.
AUGAUUACAUCACCUGAAGGUGUUAUUUAUACAGGAUCAGAUGAUGGUGAUAUAAGAUCAUGGGCAGCUGAACGUCAAGUCAUUCUUCAUUUCUUUAAAGGUCACACUAAAACAAUUUCAUCAUUGACAUUGCACGGAAAGAAACACUUAUAUAGUGGAUCUUUUGAUAAUGAUAUUCGUAAAUGGGAUGCUGAAACUGGUGAAUGUUUACAAACUUUUAGAGGACACACAGAUAUUGUAACUGGUAUUGCUGUUAAAAAUGAUUACAUUUACAGUUCAAGUGCUGAUAAAACCAUUCGUAAAUGGAAUACUGAAGAUGGUACACUUUUAUUGACCUUUGCAGGACACACAUCAUGGGUAUGGGAUUUCGUAGUUAUGGAAGAUGGAUUUCACAUGUAUAGUUGUAGUCAAGAUAGGACUGUUAGAAAAUGGAAUUGCACAACUGGUAAAUGCAUGAAAGUUAUGGAAGAAGCCAAGGAUUGUGUUUGUCGUAUUGCUGUUGCAAAGAAUAUUGAUGGACUAGGUGGAACCCAUCUAAUCACUGCUUCAUGGGAUGGUAUUAUUAGAGAGUAUCGUGUCGAUGAAGGUGAUGAAUUCAAGAGAGAAUUGAAAGGUCACUCUACUAAAAUUAAGAACAUUAUGGUUAAAGGAAGAAUUCUAGUUAGUGGAGGUGAUGACAAUGAAGUCAGAAUUUGGGAUUUGAAACACGGAAAGACCGUUUGUGUAAGUAGUAGACAUUGA